Exophiala dermatitidis NIH/UT8656 is the source of this 2731-nucleotide messenger RNA. RefSeq lists its product as uncharacterized. The record is from RefSeq and is a predicted model, not a curated record. The coding region runs from base 398 to 1093 and encodes 231 amino acids. Gene Ontology annotation, molecular function: protein heterodimerization activity. NCBI's taxonomy places the organism in Eukaryota, Fungi, Ascomycota, Eurotiomycetes, Chaetothyriales, Herpotrichiellaceae. The transcript is spliced from 2 exons.
CUUGUCUCCAACUUCGUGUGUGUCUUCAUACGUCUCUUCUGCCUCAUAAUCCUCAAUAGCAUUGUUGGAAUUCGAAUUCCCGUGGCGAGGUGCACUUGGGAGGUUCAAGGCGCGCAGUUUUGCAGGCGAAACCUUGAAUGUAACAAACGUCGACGCUGCGGUCUCGUCAAGUACCUCUGCCGUUGGUUUUGGUUUCUUUGACGACUGCUUCUUCAUUUUUGGGCCAGCCAUUAUUGUGUCUGCAGUGCUGCGCUUGGAAUGGGUAUCCGAUAAUUGUGUGGAUUUUCUCUACUUCCGCCUCUUAACAAUGCUCUGCCGAUCUCGCUCUCGAAGUGACCUGUGAGACUUUCCGUCGCGCCGUAAGGAAAAGACGUGUUUGUCGCAGAAAUCUUGAGCGAUGACUUCUUCAAACGAGCUUCACGCGGCCCUGUUGCGCCCAGCGGUGAUUCAGAUCUUGCGAGCUGCGGGAUUCGGGUAUGCGCGUCCAGCUGUGAUCGAUAGCCUGACCGAUCUAGCGGCGCGGUAUCUGGUUUUACUGGCUUCCUCUACGGCGCAGAAUGCGCUGAAUCUUCACAAUACGCCCGUUCCGACGAUUCAGGAUGUGAGACUCGCGCUGUGCCAGGCUGGCGCGCUGGUUCCGCAGAUGAGCACGGUGGAGGAAAGUCUGAGAGAUCCGGUCGAGGUCGACGGGGUGAUGGUGCCUUUUGAGGAUUUGCGCGGCGUUCAAGGCUUCGUGAACUGGGCGCAAGGACCUGUCAACAAGGAGAUUCGUCGCGUGGCAGGAUUCGGCGACGAUACAAAUCUCGAGGAGAUUGCUGCAGGACUAGACGAUCAGGAAGACUACUUGAGUGCGUUGAAGAAGAAACACAGCAAAACAGGCGAGGAAUCGCGCUAUCAAGGCACAGUUCUCGGAAAGGAUCCCGACGUUCAAUCAGUGACAAUAGUUGGCGGUCCAGCUGCAACAAUCGCAGAAUGGACGCAGAAUUCGUUGACUGCAUCUGCCGCAAACAACUCUUCCGCUCUGCGCGCAGGCACUUCUCCAGCAACAUCCGGCAUCAGCAGCGCCCCCUUGACUCCCAUCGAGUCUGAAUGAACUCGUCUACACUGUGACGCAGGCCUUAUUCACCCAUAGUCAAAAUUCUGGACGAGAAAUGUCCGCACAACACGAAAAAACACAGCAAGUCCCAAAAGACAAACAAAUGAGCUACAACCUCAAUCACACGCUCCAGAUAAACUAGAGACAUGGAUCUGUGAAGCGGAAAUGGAAGAUGGCUGGUCAGAGCAAGAUCUCGAAUUACUAUCCGUUUCCAUUGAAACAACCUGGGGAAUUCAUGGCCGGGACCACUCCAUACAUCCUGUGCAUAACGGGAUGUGCAGCGCUGUCGAGGUUGGAGGACUACUGCUUUAUGAUUGUUCCUGUUAAUGCAGAGCUAGAAAGAAGAAUCAAAGACAGAGGUGUCCGCAGAAGGACGGAAAUGCGCCGAGGGUUGCGACAGGAGGAGAUGCCUCAGCAGGGAAAUGAGUUCUCUUCAGCGAAAAUUAAUCGAUUCGAAGAACAGCAGAAUUUUACUCCAAACACUUCCUUCUCAUUACCCGGCUGCUAACUCCCUACAGGUUGCUGACUUUAGCCGACCGACGCAGCCUAAUAAUACACACGGAGCAUGACACUUUAAUAUAUGCGCAGUAGGUGGGCGCGUAGCUGUUGGUUGGGCUGUCAGCAAUCAACUGGAGGAGGAAGGAGGUAGAGCAAAGAAUAACACGACUUACCCAACUGAAUCCCAUAUUGUCAUCAGCGAGAUGCUCUACCGCCUCGUCGCCAAACUUCGUAAGACGUGCUUUUAGCAGUCUUCGAUCCGGCGCCUGGGGCUUGCCGAAACCAGAGUUGUCGCCUCUUGACGGUAAAACGAAAGAGGUCAUCAGGGUAGUGCCCCCGGUUGCGCUCGCAGUCCCAGCUGUGGGUGCUGUCGACAGCCACGGCGCUGCAGUGCUAGGGCAAAAAGCUACUGUUGAGUUCACCAUGCAAAUGGUAGAGGCGUUCAGGUUAGGCUCGGUAAAGCCGGACACACUGGAUAGAAUGGGAGAAAAAGCUGCGGUCGCGCUGGUAGCAUUCGCAGGCAGUGUGGCUGAGGGAGCUUCGGCCGUCGAAUUGCUGAACAUGGAGGUCGAUGUAUUGUUGACGGUCAGGCUCAAAGAGGGUGACUGGCCGCCUGUUGAAAAAGCAGUUGUGUUCUCGAAGGGAAUCGUAGUGACACUAGCACCAGUCGAUGGUUGGGAGCUGGCGCUUUGUGGGGCGGAGGAAGAGCUGUUAUCGAGGCCGGCAAAAGGUGUGUCAUUAGGGCUCCAGUCACUCCACGGUGGCCUGCUGUUGGAUGUCUCACCAGCGCAGGGAGGGCUUGAGGUGGCAUUGCCCCAGUAGGGUAGUGAUGUUGCAGCGGAUACUGCUGAGGUGUUGUUCUGCAAGGGAAGCGUUGAGUUCUGGGUUGACGCUGUAGGCGAUAUCAGGGGCGCUCCUGAAGCGGCUGUUGUUGUGGUAUUUGACGACAAGGUGCUUAGAGCUGAUGUGCUAUUCCCAAAAGCAAAAGAAGCAUUGGCUGACCCUGUUGCUGAUGUUGUGAUUGAAGUUGACGCGGGUGCAACUGCAGAUGAGUUCGUCGAGGUUGAAGACAGGCUUGAUGGCGGCGAAGUCUGUGAUCCGAGUAUAUCAGUUGAAUUGCUUGCUACAACAAUUGUC